AUGUACGCAUGCUUCGUGCAGGAAAUCACCAUCUUUCCUCCGGUCAGCGUGCCAAUGCCAUCCGUUUGGACGGAGCUUGAAACGCUACUUCCUGAAAAUGAGUGGAUCCUUCCUUGCCUCCGUGUCGUGGACGUCUCUUCGAGGCACCCAUAUCUGGAAAUGAACGCAGGCGACCGGGGGCAGCUUGCGCUGCUCUCACCAAGUGUCCGCGAGGUGACGUUGAUUAUUUCAAAUCCCGACGAGAACAAAGACGAGUUCUGCGACGCAUUCCGCACACGCUGCCCCAACCUGCAAACCGUUUUCACCGAAGUUUCCUGGUGGACAGGCCUACUCUCUCAGCACACGCAACUCAGGACGCUUUGGUUCAGUCAGAUCAUGGGACAAUGCGUCGCAAAGGCAGCCCAGCUGGUCGCCUGGCCUGCCCUCGAGUCGCUUUCCUUCGAAGUGUCGCGGUUCUGCAAGGACCCGCCCCACUUUCCGUUCCGCUUGUCGGCGCUCCGGACGCUCUCUAUCGGCGACAUGUACGGGAACACGUUACCCUUCUUCACCCACAUGCAGCUCCCUGCCCUCCGCACGCUCUCCUACGAGUUCGACCCGUCCAAAUUCCUCAUCGGGGCGCAUGCUCCUCUCGGCGCCCUCGCUGCUGCAUACCCACACCUCUCCACGCUCAAUCUGUUCGUGGUCCACAGCAGGCACAUAUUCGCCAACACCCCACUCAGCACGCCGGAGUGCCUGCUCCUCCGCGACCUCCUGCGCCCGCUCACACCCAUCCGAGACCUUCGCGCUCUGCUUAUAUACGUGGGAGGCCACCUAUUGCUCUACGGCCCCAAGGACCUCCGAGCGAUUGCCGCCGCGUGGCCCGCGCUCUUAGAGCUCAAGAUCGGGGCCACAUCGCAACCAGAGCUUGCUAGUACACGAUAUGAGGGAGAUUUAGAGGAGGAGGAGGUGACGCGGGACGCGCUCGCAGAGCUGGCGCGCGCGAUGCCCGACCUGUGUUCGCUGCGCGUCGCGGGGAUCGCGCUGGACUGGAGGGAGCUAGAGUUCGCACGUUACGGGGCGUAA
Epithele typhae is the source of this 1062-nucleotide messenger RNA. RefSeq lists its product as uncharacterized. The transcript has a single exon. Lineage: Eukaryota; Fungi; Basidiomycota; Agaricomycetes; Polyporales; Epitheliaceae. The coding region runs from base 1 to 1062 and encodes 353 amino acids. The record is from RefSeq and is a predicted model, not a curated record.